CAAUCUAUUUCAAAGUUCAGAAAACGAAGAUUCAAACACGCGACAAACUCAACAUGCCAAUAAUCCAGCAUACGAGAUUGAAGCAUAUAUGAUAGGUGGGUUGAAAGUUUGAAACUUGAAGGGGGGAGAAGUUUCAACGAACUAGCUAGAAGAAUGUGGGGAGGGCGAAAGAGGGUUGUGUAGCGUGGCGGCAAAAACCUCCGAUCUCUAAGAUUAGAUGGUUUGUGGUCAAGUUCGGUGGUAUGGGGGCACGUACCAGAAACAAGAAGAAGAGUAUUGUUCUCAUUUGGGUUACUCCCUCUCUCUCUCUCCCAUGGAAAAAUGGAUCCCUCAGUCGUCAUUACACCCAUUCUCUCUCUCUCUCUCUCUCUCUCUCUCUCUCUCUCUCUCUCUCUUGUUCUUAUCCAAUACCCAUUUCCCGGUUUGAGCAAGACAUGAUAAAUGGGAGGCAUCAAAUCCCGCGGUUAAGGAAAACGAGAUUAGGUUUAAUUUAGUGACUUGAAAUGAUCGAUUUGAUGUUUGGUGGCAGUUCUUUUGGCAUUCGAACCGAAUUACCAUUGUUACGGCAAAGGUGUAAAUGGAUUAUUUGACAAUUUGGGGAUGAACCGGCCAUGUUUAUCUUGUGCAUUAGGACAAAAUUUUGGUUGUCGUAAGUGGUUUUACUUGGUUCUCCAUGUAUGUAUUUUCUUUCUAUAAUUACUUACUACUUUAAGCUUUAAUAUUGGGCAAAUUUCUCGGGAAAUAUUAUGUCGUUAUAGAUUGAAAAAAUGUCUAGAUUCAUAUCGAUUGAUCAUUGGGAGUUUGAUGUGGAAUUCGGGGGGGUUUUGCCGUUUUCCUCGACUAAGUUUCCUUAGUUUUGUUCCCAUGAAUUAGGGGGGUGUAACAGUCCAGUCCGGACCAAACUCAUGAGAAUCGCGGUCCAAUAGUGAAAGAAUUCAUAGGACCAGAUCAACAGUGCAUUAAGUCGUGUUUGGUUCUGUCCGAAUGUCAUUUCGCUUCAUUUUUAGUAUUAUAACAUUCAUAGGAUCAAGACGCAACCCAUAUUAUACUCGAUUUGAUAUGGUCUGGUUAAUUCUACUAGGGACCAAACAGUUGCACACCCUUAACUGGAAUUCUCACGUAUUCUUGCAAAAUUUAAUUAGCGUUUUAUUGGACACAAUCUUUAAGUUCUUCGUAUACUAGGUUUAGCUAGAGUUCCCAUAAAAGUCUAUUUAAUUAGCAUAAUAUCUAGUUUCCACCAUUGAGCCAGUAUAAGAUAUUAAGUAGUCUUCUUGAGCCCCAUGAUUUGGCCAUCUAUAAUUAGCCCACUUAAACAAAUAAUAUAAUCAUUUCAAAAAUGACAAUCCGAAAAUUAAUUUCUCAAUAUUUUUCCAUCCUCCUUACCUUUUUAAUAAGAGUAAUAUAAAUUUAUUUUUUAUUAUUAGAUAUUACUUAAAAUAUCCUAAUGUAAAACCUUCAUAUUCAAAAUUAUACUUGCUACUAAGCCAAACUCUUGUUUGUCUAUCCUCUUACUUUUUCGAUUUUAGGCAGUGGCGGAUCCAGGGGGUGGUCACCCCGGGCCGCGGUCCGGCCCUCCUCUGGAUCCGGAGCUAGUAUAGCCCUUAUGAGUUUAUCGAUUUUAGCAAUUCGGCCCAGUGUUAUUUUAUAAUAAGAUUGUCUAAGAAAAUGGGUAAGAUGAACAUAUUCAAAUCACUACUCUAAAUUUAGCCUGAAAAUUCUAGCUCCAAUGAUUCUCAUAUAAAGAAAAACAAACAAUGAAACCUAAAAUUCUAAAACGUAAAAGACUAAAAGAAAUAUGAGGCUAUUUCGCUUAAGAAAUUACUAGAGCACCUGGUGAAAGUAGAAAUUGAUACACAAUAUAUAUUGAUUAGUCAAUUGAUUUGUCUAGUGUUGACAUUGCUCGUUUCAACAACUACUAUGCAGAGAACCUUUUCAAUAAUGAAAUAAGUGAAAAAUUAUUUGCGCAACAAAAUGAGCGAUGAAUUUCUCUCCAAUUGUGUAACUAUUUUAUCUUAAAGAGAGUAUGCUAUUGGUAUGGAUGUAGACUCCAUUAUUGAUGAAUUCACUAUAUUAAAAUUUAAAAGAUCGACAUGAAUAAUUGAUAUUGUAAAAAAAACUAUGAUUUUUUUACGGUAUCUGAUUUUUUAAUGAAAUGCAGCCCAGUGCUCUUCUGGAUCCGCCGCUAAUUUUAGGUUGUAUGUAUAUAUAGUACACCUCAAGUCUGCAAGUGCUUACAGAAUGUUAUUGUUUCUUUGUAAAUUUUGAUAACACUUUACAUCAGAUUUUCUUAAUCAUCACUUUAGUAAAUAUUUGGAAAUUCAUUUGUUAGUAUUUACCAACUUGAAGUUAUUAUAUACCAAAGUUUUGUAUGUAUACUGCCACCCCUUUCCCAUGUUUCUGUUCCUUUACUAACUGAAAUUCUCCACAUUUGUGUAGUUCAUUUGUCUUUCAUUAUUACUUUAGCAACUUCCAUCAUUCAAAGCUAUUUUGAUAUGGACAUACUUGUUUUAAUUAUCAGAAAAACUCUACUCCAAUAUGAUAGUAAACUGAUAAUGUGUGAUACCUUCAUCACAUCAUAAGAUCGAAACAGGCCAACAACUAAUAACAAAAAAGCUUACUAGUAGUUUACAACUUCCUUCUUUUAUUCAUAAACAAAACUUUACUAGUACACUAUUCAUACCGGAGAAAUUUUACAGUGUUUUAUACCAUCAAUGAUUUGUUUUAUUAAAAAAAUACUUUAAUUGUACAAACCGAAUUUUUAUCUUUAAUAUUAUGAUACAAAUUCAAUUUAUACCUGUAUUUUUUUGUAAAAUGUAAUUUAUAGUAUAAAUUAAAUUUGUACUUUUAUAUUAUGGUACAAACUAAACUUAUACUUAACUAAAUAUAUACAUUUAUAUUCAGUGGCGGACUAAGGGAGGGUGUGUCGUCCGACACACCCUCGUCCGAGAAUUUUGUGAAGGACCUACAUAUUUUCGGUACAAAAAUUUUAAAUUCUGGACUUCCGACACCCCUUCGAUAAUUAUAGCCGACACACCUUCAUUAGACAGGAAGAAUUUUAUUAUUUAAAUGAAACAAUCUUGAAUUCUAAUUAACAAAAUUCAUUUUUAAUUUGUUUAAAAUAACUCAUAAUCAUAUCAAUUGCUAUUAAAAAAACCCAUAGUCCAUACCAAUAUACAUAUGUGCUCGGAUUGGUCCUUUCAUUAAUGGAGAAACAAAAAAAUAACCAAAGCCCAAGCGACAACUGUCGAGACUCACCAGAAUACUUGCUUUUGAAGUUGGUAUGACUUUAUAUGUUGAAAUGCAAGUUGCGAAAGAGCAUUUUCAGCUAUGAAGAUAAUCAAGAACUAUCUUCGAAAUCGGUUGGGUGACAAAUUUAUGAAUGGCUGUUGUGUAUAUUUGAAAAAGAUUUGCUUUGCAGAAUAAGUGAUGAAUGUAUUUUUGAGACACUUAAGUAGAUGAAAAGUCAUUUUGAUUCGUUGUAAACAUGACAUUGUGAAAUUUAUAAAUUAAUUUCUAAUUAAUUUUGUAUUUAAUUUUGAAUUAUUAUCAUAUUUUAUUAGCGACACAACUCUUGGACAAUCCUGGGUCCGCCAUUGUUUAUAUUACAAUACAAACUAAACAUGUAUUGUUAAAUAAUGUUCAAAUUUACUUAUUGUACAAACCAAAUUUGUAUUUUAACGGUAUAGAUUAAAUUUAUACUUUGGGCUCUUUAUAAGGAUCCAAAAAGUUUCACCUUAUAAUAAAUAAUUCAAGGCCAAUGCUACAGUGUCGCUGUAAAAAAUGCGGUACCGAUGCAGCUGUUUCUGAUUGGUCCACAUUGACAAUGACAUGGCAUUGGUUGGGUUUCUAUAAAACCAAGCCAAACUCGUUGCCCAGGAGGUGGGCUCAGCCGUCAGUCGUUCUUCCGUUACAACUUACACGUUACCUGGUUCGUCAUAUGUUAUGAUGAAUGAAAUGAUCCAUAAGCGUACGUGGAGCUUUCUGCUUGGUCUGGUCUGUAUGCCUUUGGGAAGAACCUUUUUCAAGUAUAGAAGUUUGUUGAAAGCAAGGCAAUAGGUCAGAUAGUUUUUUUUCUCUCUAAGAUUCGACCAUGGAGUCAUUUAUGACUCUUGUAUGAUGAAUCCCAUGGUGAGUUCAGAGAAAGAUGAAGAAGAAGAAGAAGAGGAAGCUCAGCCCCAGCAACGGUCAAUUGCAGAACAGGGAAGGGAGAAGAUUCAAACAAAUCGACCGAAACCCAGCAACAACAAGAAUGGAGGAUGAAACGGCAGCGCUUUUAUUUACUGUACAUAUAUUAGAGUUUUAUUUAUUUUGUUUCUCAGUAAAUGCCUAGCUUAGACACGUGUAAUUGUUCUAGUGGACAAGGCCGUUAUGGUUGUUUGUCUUGUAGCUUCCAUUUUUCCUGUAUAUACUCUGCAGCUGAGCUGCUGUGAAUGACAAGAAAGGAUUUCACAAAAUCACUAUGUCCUUUUCUAAACAUUCUCAUGGUAUCAGAGCCUUGCUCAUACCUCUAGGGUUUCCAACAAUCAUCAUCCAUGGCGGAAGGCGAACAAACCCAGCAGUUGUUGCCUUCGCGGCUGGCUCUGGAUCCUUAUUAUGUCAAUCCCAACGAAAACCUCUCUCAAGGCAUCAUCUCUGUCAAGCUGGAUGGCUCCAACUACCACGUCUGGAGCAGAUCUAUGCGAAUCGACCUCAAAACCAAGAAGAAGCUUGGGUUCAUCGACGGAUCUCUUCCCAUGCCUGAAACCACUGAUCCAAACUAUGAAGCGUGGGAACAAAGCAACACCAACGUCGUGGGUUGGAUCCUACACUCCUUGCUGGAACCGAUUGCAGAGGCAGUCAUGGACAAUGAAACUGCACAAGACAUGUGGAAAGAUCUUCGAGAAAGGUAUGGUGAAACUGAUUCCAUUCGUCUGGCUCAUGUAAGAACAAUGAUAGCCUGUUGCAAGCAAGGGAAUGAUUCUGUCACUGAUUUUUACAAUAGAUUAGGGCUCUUGUGGACUGAGUUCAUGUCUUUCAAAUCUAUACCUGCUUGUGAAUGUGGAGGUGUACCAUAUACCUUCACUUGUGCUACUUAUGCUGCUGUGAAACAGUCACAAGAACAGGAUCAUACCAUUGAUUUCAUCACUCGUCUUAAUGACUCUUUUGAGAUGACCAAGAACCAACUCUUGCUUAUGGAUCCUGCACCAACUUGAAAUCAGCAUACAAACAUGCUCUCAAACUGGAAAGACAGAUGGGUAAACAGCAAACUAAGGACACUUCAUGAGUAGAUUAUGUGGCUCUUGCAGCACAGAACCACAACAAAGGAAAGGACCAGAAGCCAGAAUAUCCUCGUGAAGGAAGACAGAACAACUAUCAAGGUAGCAACUACCAAGGCAACAACUAUCAAAGCAGAUACUCUGGAAACAAUCAAAGAAGCAACAAUGAGAGCAGUGGUAAUGGUCAGCAGAAUCUGUUUUGCAACUAUUGUAAGAAGACAAAUAAUGUCAUUGCUGACUGCUGGAUACUAAAAAGGAAAAGAGGAGAACUACCUGGAUCUAAUUUUGCAGCAGCAGCAACAUCCAAUGGGAAUGGAGAUCAGAUGUCUGAGAGUCACAAUGGAGGGAAUGAGCAAGAAAACAGAAACUCCAAUGUCACCACCUUAAGAAUCUCCAAUGAAGACUGUUCUAGACUCAUGAUGCUACUCCAACAAUCAACAAUCAAUUCUGCAACCACACCACAGGCACACAACUCUCAACCACAAGCUCAUUCAGUCUCAAGAUACAUGAACCAAAUGCCAGACAAUGCAGGUAAAUUUACCCUAUCCACCUACACUGCAUUUCAACAGCAAGAACUCAUGAAUGUUUGGAUCAUAGACACUGGAGCAUCUGAUCACAUGUGUUGCACUCUCACUCUUUUCACUUCAUACCAUCCAGUAAACAACACCUUUGUCACUCUACCAACAGGUUCAAAAGUUAAAGUAGAACAUGUUGGGAAUGUUCAAGUUAACCAAAAUCUUACCCUUCAAAACGUCCUUCACAUUCCUAGCUUUACCUUUAACCUACUGUCUGUUAGUACUCUCGCCAAAACCUUACCUAUAUCCCUAACCUUUCAAUCCAACUUCUGUGAUAUUCAGGACCUUCUUUCACAGAAGAGGAUUGGUUCUGCAAGAGAGGUUAGAGGACUCUAUCAGCUUGAAACCACUGUUGCUACCAACCAUCAGUCAAAAGGGAAGACAGUAGCAGCAGUGAGCAAUCCAGAGAGUGAAAUAGCCAAUCUAUGGCAUGCCAGAUUGGGGCAUUUGUCCAAUUCUAGAGUUAAACUUUUCCAACAAUGUAACCCUAAAGUACCUUUGAGUACCAUUAGCCACUGUGAGAUUUGCCAUUUUGCUAGGCAAAAGAAACUCCCAUUUUCAUCCAGUUCCAACAUUUGUAAAGAGGCCUUUGAAACUAUUCACACUGAUAUUUGGGGGCCCUUGAGCACUAUUUCUUAUGAUGGUUAUUCCUACUUCUUAACCAUAGUAGAUGAUUUCUAUAGGGCAGUGUGGGUCUAUCUAAUGAAACACAAGUCUGAGGCUAGACCUAUUCUGCAACAAUUCUGUACUAUGGUUAGUAAACAGUUCAACAAAACUGUCAAGAACAUAAGGAGUGAUCAGGGACAGGAAUUCCAUAUGAGUGAUUUCUUUCGAGAGCAUGGAAUCACACACCAAAUGUCUUGUGUAGAAAGACAGCAACAAAACGGUAGGGUAGAGAGGAAACACCAAGAUAUCCUAAAUAUUGCUAGAGCUUUGAAGUUUCAAGCUAACCUACCUUUGAGAUUUUGGAGUGACUGCAUUUUGUAUGCAGUACACAUCCUAAACAGACUACCUACCCCCAUUUUGUCCAACCAAACACCCUAUGAGAAACUUUAUAACAAACCACCAGAUUACUCUCACUUCAGAGUUUUUGGCUCUCUAUGUUAUGCAUCUACAUUAGAACAUGGCAGAACCAAGUUCCAACCAAGAGCCAGGAAAGGCAUUUUCAUUGGCAUCAUUCCUGGAAUUAAGGGUUACAAAGUUUAUGACUUAGAUGCUAAGAAAGUCAUUGCAUCUAG
Linum trigynum is the source of this 7068-nucleotide messenger RNA. NCBI's taxonomy places the organism in Eukaryota, Viridiplantae, Streptophyta, Magnoliopsida, Malpighiales, Linaceae. The record is from the annotation of a GenBank genome assembly.